Drosophila persimilis is the source of this 3450-nucleotide messenger RNA. It is a transcript of the gene mGluR, whose product is annotated as metabotropic glutamate receptor. Bases 216 to 3185 code for a protein of 989 amino acids. Lineage: Eukaryota; Metazoa; Arthropoda; Insecta; Diptera; Drosophilidae. Gene Ontology annotation, molecular function: group II metabotropic glutamate receptor activity. The record is from RefSeq and is a predicted model, not a curated record. Gene Ontology annotation, biological process: regulation of synaptic transmission, glutamatergic; G protein-coupled glutamate receptor signaling pathway. The transcript is spliced from 9 exons. Gene Ontology annotation, cellular component: membrane.
AUACAAGAACUGAUUUUGUUUUGGCUUAUCAUGUGUAAAUCAGUUUAUCUACUGGUAAUGAAAAGAACAGAAGUGCGCGUGGUUCGCUUUUAACGCGUAUGUUUAGGGUGAAUUCAAUCAUUGAAUUAGACGCAAUGGUAAACGAAAGAGUUCAGAUGCAUCUGAGGUUCUAAAAGGAAACGAAACACACAUUCUACAAAGGUUCACUCGUAAAGAUGCGGCAGGAGGAAAGUUUAUUUGUCAAUCGGAUCGGUAGUAAUAUAACUCUUGUUGUCUUGGUGGUUUUGUGUUGGAGUCCAGUGGCGCAGCUGAAGGGACCGAGCACAACGCAUGCCCAGGACACUGUCUCGGUUUCACUACCGGGAGACAUAAUUCUUGGUGGUCUUUUUCCCGUCCACGAGAAGGGCGAUGGUGCUCCAUGUGGACCAAAAGUGUACAAUAGAGGAGUUCAGCGCCUGGAGGCCAUGCUGUAUGCAAUAGAUCGCGUAAACAAUGAUACCAACAUACUUCCGGGUAUUACCCUAGGUGUUCACAUACUGGAUACCUGCUCCAGAGACACCUAUGCUCUGAACCAGUCGCUGCAAUUCGUGCGGGCCUCCCUUAACAACUUGGAUACCUCUGUUUUUGAAUGUUCUGACACAUCAAGCCCGCAGCUAAGAAAAAAUGCAUCAUCGGGUCCUGUUUUUGGAGUUAUUGGCGGUUCCUACAGCUCAGUGUCAUUACAAGUAGCCAAUCUGCUGCGUCUUUUUCAUAUACCGCAAAUCUCACCUGCAUCAACCGCUAAAACGCUUUCAGAUAAAUCACGCUUUGAUCUGUUUGCUCGAACAGUGCCACCAGAUACCUUUCAAUCCGUCGCCCUGGUAGAUAUAAUCAAGAACUUUAACUGGUCCUAUGUAUCCACUAUUCAUUCAGAAGGCUCUUACGGGGAAUACGGGAUUGAAGCAUUUCAUAAGGAAGCAACCGAGCGGCACGUGUGUAUAGCUGCUGCCGAAAAGGUGCCCAGUGCUGCAGAUGACAAAGUUUUCGACUCCAUUAUUAGUAAGCUGCAAAAGAAGCCGAACGCUCGGGGUGUUGUGCUUUUUACGCGGGCUGAAGAUGCGCGCGGUAUUCUGCAAGCAGCAAAGCGGGCCAAAUUGACACAACAGUUUCAUUGGAUUGCUAGUGACGGCUGGGGAAAGCAGCAGAAACUACUGGAGGGCUUGGAGGAGAUAGCGGAAGGGGCUAUUACCGUAGAGCUGCAGUCGGAGAUCAUCGAGGACUUCGAUCGUUAUAUGAUGCAGCUCACGCCACGGACGAAUCAGCGCAAUCCCUGGUUUGCUGAGUACUGGGAAGAUACAUUUAAUUGUGCAUUGACACAAGUUUCGACCGGACUUGAUGCACCCGAUAUCAAUGCAAGUGCUAUACAGAACGAAGGCAAGAUUAAACAAACUUGCGACAAAAGCCUACGGCUGUCAGAGAAAGUCGGAUACGAGCAGGAGUCAAAGACCCAAUUCGUAGUGGAUGCAGUGUAUGCAUUUGCCUACGCACUUCAUAAUCUACACAACGACCGGUGCAAUACACAAAGCGAUCAAACUACAGAGCAGCAAAAGCACCAACACAGUGAAUCUGUGUGGUACAGGAAGCCGAUUGACAGCAAGUCCCAGGCAUGCCCCGAAAUGGCCAGCUAUGACGGAAAGGAUUUUUAUAACAAUUACCUGCUGAACGUGUCAUUUAUAGAUCUUGCUGGUAGCGAAGUAAAGUUUGAUCGCCAAGGUGAUGGACUGGCCAGAUACGAUAUUUUAAAUUAUCAACGCCUUGAAAACUCUUCAGGAUAUCACUAUAAGGUUAUCGGCAAAUGGUUCAAUAGUCUCCAACUGAAUUCGCAAACUGUUGUAUGGAAUAAGGCCGCUGAUCAACCAACAUCAGCUUGUUCCUUGCCAUGCGAGGUGGGAAUGAUUAAAAAACAACAGGGAGAUACUUGUUGCUGGAUAUGCGACAGCUGCGAGUCAUACGAGUAUGUGUUUGAUGAUUUUACAUGCAAAGACUGCGGCCCAGGCCUGUGGCCGUACCCCGACAAACUUUCCUGCUUUCCUUUGGACAUUGAGUAUAUGCGAUGGAACUCCCUAUUCGCCCUCAUUCCCAUGGCCAUUGCUUUAUUAGGCAUAGCACUGACCAUCAUUGUCAUAGUUCUGUUCGCCAAAAACCACGACACGCCCCUGGUGAGAGCAUCCGGUCGGGAGCUUAGUUACACGCUUCUGUUCGGCAUAUUGGUGUGCUACUGUAACACUUUUGCUCUGGUCGCUAAGCCCACUAUUGUGUCCUGCGUGCUUCAGCGGUUUGGUAUCGGUGUUGGGUUUUCUAUUAUUUAUAGUGCACUGCUUACGAAAACAAAUCGUAUUUCUCGCAUUUUCCACUCUGCAUCCAAGUCAGCCCAACGCCUCAAGUACAUUAGCCCACAGUCGCAGGUGGUCAUAACAGCAUCCUUGAUCGCAAUACAAAUUCUGAUCACAAUGAUCUGGAUGGUAGUGGAGCCACCUGGAACACGUUUUUACUAUCCAGAUAGGACGGAGGUGAUACUAAAAUGCAAAAUACAGGAUAUGUCCUUUUUGUUUUCGCAGCUAUACAAUAUGAUUCUCAUUACAAUCUGCACCGUUUAUGCAAUUAAAACUAGAAAAAUACCAGAAAAUUUCAACGAAUCAAAGUUUAUUGGAUUCACUAUGUAUACCACUUGCAUUAUCUGGCUAGCCUUUGUGCCCAUUUACUUCGGCACUGGAAACUCCUACGAGAUACAAAUUACCACCUUGUGCAUUUCAAUAAGUCUUAGUGCUUCAGUGGCACUAGUAUGUCUCUACUCACCAAAGGUAUACAUCCUAGUCUUCCAUCCGGACAAAAACGUGCGAAAGUUGACAAUGAACAGCACCGUCUAUAGACGAUCGGCCGCAGCUGGGGCCCAGGGUCCGCCAACUAGUUCCGGAUACAGUCGCACGCAAGCUCCGGGAAUACCAUUGCCAACGGCUGGUACAGCAGGUACUACGGCAACUUCUAGUGACCGGCCAUCGCAAAACAGCCCGAGGCCAGGACUGGACCUAGACCUGGACCAGAGUCAAACGAACAUUGUCCACAGAGGCAGUACCAGCAAAAAUAGCGAUCCAGAUUCAGAGGAAUGCGACAACAUUGAGCCAUCCUGUAUCCGUGUUAAGGACUAAAACUCUAGUCCUGGAAUCUGGAACUCGCGUCCUUUUGAUCAACGAUUAAUACAUUCAAAUAUAUAUCGAUAGCCUAAUUCAAAAAUUAUACAGCUUUAUCUGUGGGAAAUGUUAAAUUUGAAUUAGAUUUGAGUUUGCUACAUACAUACAUAUGUUUUCAGAAAUAUCAUACGAUCCAAACACAGACGAGUGGGCUAAUAUCUAAUGACCCAUGCAUCUAGUCGAACUAGUAUUACCAAUACAAUUUAAGAAUCUUGUUACCGCA